AUGCCUCUCGCCGUCCCCAAUCUCAACCCGGUGCGCUUGCGCUCCUAUGUCUUGCGUCUGCCGCUGUGCACCCGCAUCGUUCUGCUCAUCAUUGUCGCUCUGAGCGUCGCCACCACCAUCUCGCCCGCCCUGCGUCAGAAAACUGCCCUGAUUCCCGACCAGGUCUCCAUAACCGCCGCGUUUCGUCUGAACACCUUCCCGGUGACCCACGUCGGCAUCAUCCACACUCUCUUCAAUCUACUCGCCAUCACGCCGCUGCUCGAACGAUUUGAAGCCGAACAUGGCACCCUCGUGUCUCUUGCCCUGUUUUCCGGCCCCUUUGCGACUCUGCCCGGCAUAAUAUACAUAAUCAUUGAGCGAGGCAUCUUGAGAGGAAAUACGCCGGUCCAAGGCGCGAGUGUCUGGGUCUUUCUUCUCCUCGCCGCCGAGGCGAUGAAAACACACAGGGCGAACCCCUUUUUCAGCCUUGGGCCGUACAAGAUUCCCACGUGGACCACGCCUCUUAUCUUUAUCCUUCUGACCAGCUUCCUGGUUCCCAACACGAGCCUGGUCGGCCAUCUCUGCGGCGCCUUGAUCGGCUACCUCUGGGGUCUGAACUACAUCAAGUUCCUGGCACCGCCGGAGAAGAUCCUCCGGUGGAUCGAGAACAAACUCAACUUGCUGGUGCGACUACCGCACUACGUUUCGGUCGACCGGUCCACUUUCGGGCGCUACGGCGUUCUGCCUUCGACCACUCCGUUGGCGACACUGCCCACGGGUGUGGCUGCUCCCUGA
Diplodia corticola is the source of this 774-nucleotide messenger RNA. Its product is annotated as rhomboid protein 2. The record is from RefSeq and is a predicted model, not a curated record. The coding region runs from base 1 to 774 and encodes 257 amino acids. Gene Ontology annotation, cellular component: membrane. Lineage: Eukaryota; Fungi; Ascomycota; Dothideomycetes; Botryosphaeriales; Botryosphaeriaceae. The transcript is spliced from 5 exons. Gene Ontology annotation, molecular function: serine-type endopeptidase activity.